Trifolium pratense (red clover) is the source of this 1126-nucleotide messenger RNA. RefSeq names its product probable protein phosphatase 2C 68. NCBI's taxonomy places the organism in Eukaryota, Viridiplantae, Streptophyta, Magnoliopsida, Fabales, Fabaceae. The coding region runs from base 206 to 1117 and encodes 303 amino acids. The record is from RefSeq and is a predicted model, not a curated record. Gene Ontology annotation, molecular function: protein serine/threonine phosphatase activity; cation binding. The transcript is spliced from 3 exons. Gene Ontology annotation, biological process: protein dephosphorylation.
GUUAGAUUCUGUUAGCAUUCAGUUAGAUUAUUCAGUUUUCUGUUUUUCAGUUACUUUACUCUCUUGCAUUUUCAUUCCACAUUAUAAAUACAUCAUAUUGCAUCAUUCAUUUCAAUCACAUUCAUUCAUUCACUAUUUUUCAAUUCAUCUCUCUCACUCACAAAUCAAGAUUCAAGAUCACUCUUUUUUUUUUUUUUGCUUCACAAUGCAUAAGGUUCUACAAACUGUAGUUGAUCUGUUCAGGAGGAGGAAUGAUGAUCUCAUUGCAUUCGAUGAAGACCCUUACACGAGAUCGAUCAAUCUCGAACGACAUUGCUUUGGAGAAUUUUCUAUGGCUAAUGCUCAAGCCAAUACAAUUAUGGAAGAUCAAAGCCAAGUUGAAGUUGCCUCUCACAAUGCACUCUAUCUUGGAGUUUACGAUGGCCAUGGUGGCGUCGAAGCAUCGCUCUAUGUUCUUAAUAACCUCUUCAACAAUCUAUUGAGGUUUGCUCAUGAGAAUGAUAACGCUAUAACUGAGGCGACUUUGAUGAAUGCGGUUGCUGAUACCGAACGUGGAUUUUUUGAUUAUGUGCUAAAUAAUAUUGUUCAAAUUCAGACGAUCGGAAAAGUUGGUUCAUGCUGUCUUGCUGGGGUUUUGUGGAAGGGUGUGCUGUAUAUCGCAAAUCUUGGAGAUUCGCGUGCUGUAAUUGGUUCUGUGGUUGACAAAAGAGUCACUGCUGUAAAAUUGACAACAGAUCACAACUGUAAUGAUCCGGUUAUUCGAGAAGAACUCAAAUCAAUGCAUCCCGGUGAUGAUACCAUUGUGAUGGAGAAGAAUGGGUGGCGCGUCAAAGGCAUCAUUAUGGUUAGUAGAAGUAUUGGUGAUACAUAUUUGAAGAGGCCUCCAUUUUUGUUGCCGGCUUCCUUCCCGACGUACGAGAAAGUUCCUGAUCCUUUUGAGAGAGGGGUGGUAUCUGCAGAACCAGAGAUGCUUACUAGAGUUAUAGAAGAAACUGAUAAGUUUCUUAUAUUUGCUUCUGAUGGACUCUGGGAUCUCAUGUCAAAUGAUGAGGCAGUUCAAAUUGUUCAUAAGAAUCCAAGAAAUGUAAGUAUAUAUCUAUGCCUUGUUCUUUCUUAGUUUUUCCUU